GAGAGUGCCAGGACGCUGACGCCAUUAAUACUGUCACCGAUACAUUCGCGUACUCCUCCGACGUCGACACGCAGUCUGGUCCUACUCAGUGGCCCUCUGGUUAGAAUUCGAAGAAGCUGCUUUUUACGGCUUCAACAGCACCGACAAAUGGGUGUCGCGGACCGAGUCAUCAAAUGAUUAUCGCAGCUAGAUUGUUGAUUACUCUGGCCGCACAAUGAAUAUGCAAUAUCCACCACACUUAUUUACGCUCAGCCUUGGUCCAGAAGGCAUUCGAUUAUACAUAUUGCAUGCAUUCAACCUAUCAACAGAAGGCCAAUACCUUAUCAAAAUUCUCCACCGGUUUCUACUCUGUCGGACACCGAACGAAGCAAAGACAACAUAGCGACGCCGACCACCGAGGCAGAGAUAUCUCAUGCAAAACCGCACUUGAAGCCUUGGAUUUAUCCCAAGGACAAAGAUCAGCAAAUCUGGGAAGAUUCUCAUGCCUGACGGCGACGGCGAACGGGCGGUCAUUGCUGGGCCCGCUAUCGCCGAGUGACGUUGGGCUUCCCCAUGUACAAUGUGAAGACUCAAAGUCUCGGGUUUCUCAAGGAUACCUAGCGGAUGCCAAACCGCCUCGAGAAUCCGAGAUGCUUAUGAUUUUCAAUGCAGCUCGCGUCCGCAAUGUCCCUACUUUUGUCGGUGACGGUGUUCUCCCCGGACAGAUAACUACUUCGCACAAGUAUAUCAACGAAGACUGGAACUUGGGGAGCAUAUCUAUCAAUCAUCUGUAUUCGCGAGCACCAGCGGGCGAGGUCCACUUCAAGUCCUCGAGGCAACUUACGAGAGUUGUCUGGCCCACGAAGACGCUUAUUCCUACUGCCAUAUUCUUCACCAUGAUAUCAACAGCGGGAACAUUUUGAUCAUACACGACGAGAAGGCGCCGAGAGAUAAUCAUGACGGCUGAGGUCGCACAAGAUUUUCUUCCAUUGUUCUUGUGAGGACACAAAGAAAAGAGAAUGAGAGUACGCGGCGACUGCCACCGUGACCGGACUGGGAUUUGGUUGACCAGAAACCUUCACCUCGUUCAGCUGAAGAUCCUUCUCCCCAAAAUGAUGCAAAGAAGCUGAAAUUUCCAUCCAUCUCUGAGGCGGUGUGGCUACGUUUUUCGAGCUCAUCAGAUAGGUAGUGUAGUCCUAG
Molecule: messenger RNA, 1179 nt
Organism: Guyanagaster necrorhizus
Lineage: Eukaryota; Fungi; Basidiomycota; Agaricomycetes; Agaricales; Physalacriaceae
Exons: 3
Coding region: 288-902 (204 amino acids)
Source: RefSeq, a predicted model, not a curated record